This is a messenger RNA of Oxyura jamaicensis (ruddy duck), 7563 nucleotides long. It is a transcript of the gene ABHD2, whose product is annotated as abhydrolase domain containing 2, acylglycerol lipase. The transcript is spliced from 10 exons. The record is from RefSeq and is a predicted model, not a curated record. Gene Ontology annotation, cellular component: sperm plasma membrane; sperm flagellum. Gene Ontology annotation, molecular function: acetylesterase activity; monoacylglycerol lipase activity. Bases 101 to 1378 code for a protein of 425 amino acids. Gene Ontology annotation, biological process: medium-chain fatty acid catabolic process; medium-chain fatty acid biosynthetic process; steroid hormone receptor signaling pathway. NCBI's taxonomy places the organism in Eukaryota, Metazoa, Chordata, Aves, Anseriformes, Anatidae.
CCACAGGAUAGCUCGGCUAGCACGUGGGUCCAGACAGUGAAAAUUCUACAGAGGACUGGCUAUUAUUCCUCGUUUGAAGAAAAAGUGACAUCGGUUCAACAUGAGUGUGAUGUUGGAAACCCCUGAGCUGCCAGCAGUGUUUGAUGGGGUGAAGCUUGCUGCAGUUGCUGCUGUUCUCUAUGUUAUCGUUCGCUGCUUGAAUUUAAAAAGCCCAACUGCCCCUCCUGAACUCAUUUACCAGGACUCUGCUUUGUCCCGCUUUCUGCUCAAAUCCUGCCCGCUGUUGACCAGAGAGUACAUUCCACCCCUGAUCUGGGGAAAGAGUGGACAUAUCCAGACUGCCCUUUACGGAAAAAUGGGGAGAGUGAGAUCACCACAUCCGUACGGACAUCGCAAGUACCUCACGAUGCCAGAUGGAGCAACAGCAACCUUUGAUCUCUUUGAGCCGCAGUCUGAGCACUGCAUUGGAGAGGAUGUCACGAUGGUAAUCUGCCCUGGGAUUGCUAACCACAGUGAAAAGCAGUAUAUCCGCACUUUUGUUGACUACGCGCAGAAAAAUGGGUACAGAUGUGCUGUUCUGAAUCACCUGGGGGCCUUACCGAACAUCGAGCUCACGUCUCCACGGAUGUUCACGUACGGUUGCACCUGGGAAUUUGGUGCGAUGGUUAAUUACAUCAAGAAGACCUACCCUCAGACCCAGCUGGUUGUCAUAGGCUUCAGCCUGGGUGGAAACAUCGUGUGCAAGUACCUGGGGGAGAGCCAGGCCAACCAGGAGAGAGUCCUGUGCUGUGUCAGCGUGUGCCAGGGCUACAGCGCGCUCAGGGCACAGGAAACCUUCAUGCAAUGGGAUCAGUGCAGAAGAUUUUAUAACUUCCUCAUGGCAGACAACAUGAAGAAGAUCAUCCUUUCUCACAGGCAAGUUCUUUUUGGAGAUAACGUGAAGAAGCCACAAAGCCUUUCAGAUGCUGAUCUGAGCAAACUCUAUACGGCAACAUCCCUUAUGCAGAUCGAUGAUAAUGUUAUGAGGAAGUUCCAUGGCUACAGUUCGCUGAAGGAGUACUACGAAGAAGAAAGCUGCCUGCACUACUUGCACAGGAUCUAUGUUCCUCUUCUGCUGGUUAAUGCUGCUGAUGACCCUCUUGUGCAUGAGAGCCUUCUAUCAAUUCCAAGAGCUCUUUCAGAGAAACGGGAAAACGUCAUGCACGUGCUGCCCCUUCACGGAGGCCACCUGGGCUUUUUUGAGGGGUCUGUACUGUUCCCAGAACCUCUUACCUGGAUGGAUAAGCUCGUGGUGCAGUAUGCCAAUGCCAUCUGCCAGUGGGAGAAGACGAAGUCUCAUUGCUCAGACACAGAGCAGGCAGUAUCUGGCCAGGAGUAAUUGACCCAAAGACUCUGGAUCACUUCAGUAUAUCUCCCCCUUUGGGAACUCUUUGUUCCCUCACCUGCUGCUUCAGGUUUCCAUUCUCCUUGAAUAUCCUAUGGCUGGGGUUUGAUCACAAUGUUUCCUCCUGAAGUGGAGUUAAAACAGAGGUUAAUAUCCGGUCAGAGGAUCUUUGCUUAUAUAGUCACUUGGGUUUGUAAUUUACUGCUCUGCUUGAAGAAUUAGAUUCUGACUGUAACUUGUUACAGGGUAAUUGAGCUAAAGACAGUUUGCUUUGGUGUAGCAGAACCUUCAACUGCCAAAAUCCUUUCACCUGUUGGUCAGAACUUGAUCUGAAGCAUUUGUUGAGGUGUAGAUGACAAGGUAACUAUGACUUUUCAGUCCCUGUGCUGGAAAAGCCCUGUACCAAGCCACAGGCCAGUGAGUGGUUCAGUCCGUGAGCCUCUAAAUAGUGGCUUGGAAAAACAGAUGCUUGACUGUCAGUGGAGUUCUAAUCUUACACCGUCUUAAGGGAGUGUUUCGCUUCCUGGGAGUGCAGUUACACAAGAGAAUCGCUUUAAAAAUGCUUAACUUUUCCAUGCUUCAGAUAUCUGGGCUGGGGUAUCUUUACGCUGGGACUCCAGGUAGAGAAAAGCUGUGGGCUGGUAAUACCAGUUAAUGUUUCUCUGUAACCAUAUUCUCACACCAAGACCAGACCAGUCACCUUGUCAUAUUUGCCUCUUUUUAAAUGUAGUCAUGUUUUUAGUACUGGAUUUCUUGUUUGACCCAGGGCUUUUUAAAAUUGGCUCUGGCUUCCGAAUGGAAACCAGCGAUUAAGAAUCUGCAGGAUCUUUUUGUGAGCUCAGUAUGUUUUAAGAAUAUUUCAUAGUUAUGUACUCUGUUAGGGAUUAAAUUGUAGGGUGGGGGGGAAUGUAUCUAGAUUUACUCCCCUUAUGUCAGGGUAGAUUAUACCAAAAUUCUUGUCCUUAAUUUUCAAAACAUUGAAUGGUUUUCAGACGCAUGACUUGCCUUACAGUUGGUGGGAACUUGAUGGGUCUAGCCCUGUGCAACUCAAAUACCUUUGACUAACUACUUCUGUAUCUGUGUAAAUGCUGCAGGAUUUUACUGGCUCCAGUAAGACAUUGGGCUCAUCACGUGAAUUCCUUUCUACGUGCCCAGACAUCCUCUUCUAGUUCUAGUGUGCAAGGUGAAGUGCGAAAGCGUUCCUUGCAGGAACGAUGCCUCAAGUGGCUGUUACGGCCGAGGUGGUUAAGGGCUCAACUCUGUCCCCUGGUAGGAAGGUUGCCCCAUGGCAAUCUGGAGACUGAAUUUUUGUGGUCACAAUCUUUUUUUUUUUUCUAUUUGUUCUGUCAAUAUUGUAGUCUCAUUAAUCCGCCCUUGAGACUUCUUUGUCCCAGUGUCAGUGAAGUUCUCCUGUCACACUUCCCGCAUCCAAUGAGCACUUUAUUGCUUUAGCCCUGGUCAGUGUGCCAGGCACUUUAGUUUAUAGUUGAAGGGUGAAACAAGCUGCAAGACUUCAGUGUGGUAAUACAGGGGAACAAGCCUCCUGGACUGCCCUGUCCCUGAACUUCAUUCAGUAGGUUGCAGAGGUAGCUUUUUUAUUUUAAUAAAGCAAUAAUUAACUAUUGUAGCAAAGGUGCGUUAUCAUAUCAGGAAAUUCCUUUCAGUUUGCCUUAGGCCAGACAAUCGCGGCCUGCUAGAAUGAACCGUGGGUAUCUGCACAUUGUCCUUGUUAGUAAAUCCAGGUUUCCUUUUGUUCCUCAAAUAAAAAGGCAUGACCAAGUAGAGCUGUAGCAGUACUUGGCCGUGCUUGUGGCUGUUCCUUAAGAACUAUUUUAGGGCAUCAGUUAGCAAGGAUAUUCUUAGCUGAUGGAUAUCUUUGUGUGUUGUUCUCAUUCAUACUGCAUCCGUAUAUCACUAAAAUCCGUCAUACAAGACGUUCAGAGUUGUGCUUAAGUAGCUGCUCCUGCAAUUUUUACUGGAUGUGACGUAAAUGUAUUCUCACUUCAACAGAAUCGGAGUGUAAACAACAUCUGUAUGCAUCAACUAGCCACAGUAUGAGUUUAGGUGUGUAGGGUAUGUGUUUUUUUUUUAUCUCCAGUGGGUCACAACUUCAGAUGUGUCUCAAUUUUCAUUUUAAAUUAGCUUCAUGUCCUGCUUCAGUCCAGCUUUACUGUGCUGUGAGUAUCAACUCCAAAGAGACUUAGAGGAACAGGAGCUUCCCUCGGUAGUAAUCCUCACUGUUGAAGUGAGGAGCCCAUCAUACGACCCAACACGUAUCUAUGAAGGAAGCACAGUGUGCAUCAAGCCUCCUUGGAGAUCAAAAUACCAUCCUUUCUCAGAUUUCCUCAAAGUUCCUCAAAAGCAGGGGUUCCCUGCCCAGCUCCCCGUGUGGCUGAAGAACUGCCUUCCUCCCAGGACCCCAGACUCUCAGAAACAGUUCAGCUGAGAUGACUUCCAUCAGGGAAGCUGGAGGUGAGGUAACUUUCCAACAGCAGUUGGCUGCUGCCUGGACAGUGAAUGUUGAGGCAAAGCUGGUGUUUGCUUGCUUCUGAGUUGGGGUUAGGCAGCAGACUGCUUUUUGGCCAAGACAUGCCAGAAUAAAGCUCCACUUUCAGAGGAACCAGGAAGGCUUUUCUUGAAGAACUUUUCCUCCUUCCUUUUUGUAAGAACCGUUCUUGACAGACCAGGUUUUGAAACAGGUUUCCUGUUUCUGAGAUACAAGGAAGAGAUACAAGGAAGUUACCUUCUCAAAUGUACCUUUAUUUCCAUCUGACUUUGCUAUAGUAAUGGCCAAUCAGUGACUUUUUAAAGCAAGCCUUUCCUAAAAAAAAAAAAAAAAGAGGUGAGCAGCUGGGCAAUUCUCAAAGCAGCAAGAGCUUUGUCUAAUCAAGUAGAGAUUUUGCUCUAAUGUUGGAGUUUUUUAAGAUUUUCAAGGAAUAUUAUAUCUUCCUGCCCAAUAACGCAUAAACCUUCAUAUUUCAGAAGUGCCAAUGCUGUGGACUUACGGAAACUCUCAACUAGAGAGCUAACAGGGGUCUGUCCUGCUCCUUUGACCUGUUUUUGCACUUGCAUCUACAGCCGUUUAAACCGCUUGUGGCUUGACCAACUAAUUCUGGCCUGUUUGGGGAGGAAGAGCUUUGUCAUAGCUUGGUUGUGCAAGGGUUCCAGAACCUGAGAGUCACCUUCCCAACCUUAUUGUAGACAGAAGCAGUAAAAAUCUAUUUUCCCCAUCCCACCCAAUUUGCUGCUUUCAAAGCAAUUUAUGUUGUCAAACCUGCAGCAGCAAUUUAGAGAUCUCAAGGAAGUAGGAGAGGAGGAAGUGAAGCUGCAGUACGUUAUCUGAAGGCCUUCAGAAAAGGAAUCCAUUAUCAAAUCUUGCUGCUGACAGAGACUGGCAGCUGAUACCUAGUGCCAGUACCACAACAGGAAGGGACUUUGUCCAAUCCUUACUUGAAAUGCUUUUCUCCCAAAAUAAGGUAAUACUGGUUUUGUGAUGUCGGCAGAUGGUCUUCACAUGCAAUAUGAAUUUUUAGAUCUUAGAGGUGAAGCAGCUUUUUCAUCUCUUGUGAAGACACGCGAGGUGGUUGCAGUGUGUCCUUCUGGCCCAUUACAGUACAGCCUGGUAGCACAGUUCAGGCCUACAGCAUGAUGAAUCUGUCGUGAGCUCUGUUCAGUUUCAAACCAGGAUUAGAAAAGGCAUUAGCAGAGCUCUUCUAUUCCCAUGUAGUAUUCACCCCUCUUCCUCAUCUCUUCCUCAUCACUGUGUGUAAGUAGCACUCAAACAGAAACCCCAAGGACUGUCUCAGUCAGAUAGCAAGGUGCAGAACUGUUACUGUUCUGGUGGUUAGGCUGGUCCAACCAUCUGUGUCAGUGUCUGGACACACCUGAGAUUUGUAGGUGAGCAUCUGGGACUUGCUCUUACGGACCAUAAGGAACUUGCAGCUUCCACAUCAGAUCUGCCAGCAUGUUUAAUGAUCGCUUGGUUAGAUUCUAAAUUGAAGGUGUUUUCAAAUGGGUCAACAGUUGCACUGUAAAGACAGACACUUGAACCUCCCUGCAGUCGUUUCCUGACCGUUUUUUGCAGUUCCUGUUCUAUGAAGGUACAGGUUACAAAGAUGGGGCAUUAAGCAAAGAAGUUAAGAACUAUUAUCUGCAGUACUGAACUUAGCCAAGCUACCUGUGUGUCAUCUGUCCUGGGUCUGUCACAAGUUCCUAGACCUCAGCCCUUUGACACGUGGUGCCUUGCCCUUUUUCUCCUCUUCCCUUGACAUCAGCAUAUCUAGAGACUUCAGCAGCAGCUCUGUCAGAGCUUUUGGGCUUUGCAUUUUAGUAAAGGAUUUCUCAUGCACCAAGCAGUGAGACCCCUCUGGCCAUGUAUGCUGUACGAGCGUGUGCUGACUUAAAGGACCUUUGUGGGCAGCCUACAACUAGACAGUCUAUUUUAAGGCUUAAAAUAGCCAUGUAUAUAAGCAGUGGAUCAUUUUUCAGCUCUAUUCCUCAAUUUGCCUCUAUCCAUAGGGAUUAAGUCAGAGGAAAGGUUUGCUUAAUAUGUGACUUGUUACCUUAUGAUCCCCAAGUUCUUGUGUCUGUUGGCUCUUCAGCAACGUAGCUGGAGGUGAAUUGUGUAAGGGGCUACAUCUCAAAUGAAAGAGCAGAGUGGUAACCUCAAGAAUUAAUUGCUGAACGGUUCAGUCACCUGGUUUACUUCCAAGGAUUAUUUUAGGAAUAUUAUGCCUCUCUGGAGGUUAUUGAAAUUCUUCACAGCCUUUUUCAAAAAGACCAGAAACGGCCCUAGUCUUGUGCUGCGCAUGUAAGUCCUUUGUUGUGCAGAGCAUUGUGUCAAGUCAUGCUCCACGUGUCUUUAGCCCCUUGGCAGCUCUCUCAGUUGGGUAGAUCCCAGAGCCACGGUGAUUCAAAGCAGGGUCUCCUUCAGGGCUUCUAGUUCUAGGCAAAAGCAAACAGCUCUUCUUGGUGUGAGGACUUUCUAAGUUGGUAGAUAAUUCAGAAUGCCUCAGAGCGAUCCAGACCUGAGGAGGGGUUGCCUUGUACCUGCCCCUCUUUCAUUGCUAGCAGUCUCUUACACCAGCCUGGACUUUCCUCAGCUGGUGGGGAAGCUCAGGCACAAGUGCCAUCAGUGAGUCAAAGCAGUUGCCAGCUUUCCACACUGCGGUGGAAAGGCUUCUGGGAUUAUCCUGAACUAUUGCAUUUCAAACAUCUGUAUUCUUUGGGUUAAAUUUUUCUGGUUAUUGAAUGGACAAAAACACCGCAAUCCAGGGCAGCAUUUAUCAGGUUGGAUCUGCUGGUAUUGAACAACCUUUUCCAAGUCUGUCUGAUAACACUCUCCAAAAGCUCCAGCCCUGCAUCCCCUGUGGAUAAAGACCGUGUUUUGCCAUCUCACCCCAUGGCCUUGCCUAAUGCAGGUGACUUUAAUACCAGCGAGGAGCCUGAUGCCAUGAGGUGGCUCAACACGAAGCCUUUUAGCUUUUGUCUGAAUGACGAGCUUGCAUCGUCUGCUUGCAGUCAUGCAAGAGCUUUGAUUAGAUGCAGAAUUUCCUUGUGGGAUCUCUAUUACAGCUCUUCUGGGAUGCUGACCCUUCUGUGGCUUCUGCCAACUGGGAUGUCUUUAAAAAGUAAUAACAAUAAAAAGUGUAUUUCAUGUAACCAAACACUACUGCUUAGCCCACGUCAGCAGCUUUCCAAAGGAAUGUGUUUUCUCAUUGUGCUUCUUGACAACUUGUCCCUGUUUCCCAAUGACUAGAAAUCCUUUUUGAGAAAGCGAUAACCUCCUUGCAAGAGGCGCCCUUUCUCUGGAGAUGCCACGUUGAAGAGGUGUGUGGAGCCCCGAGGAAGGCAGACCUGUGCCCUUCUCACGUUGUUGCUGCAGCUGUGUUAGAACAGGCCGAGUGACAUCUGAUGCUCUUGGUGAGCAGCGUGGUUCAUUACAGAUAUAUUUUCAAUUUGGCAAAAUUAUCCUCUGGAACAAUCUCUAAUUGCUGCCCUGAAAAAGCUUGUAUACCGAGAUACCUUCCCUGCUGCCGCGUUCUGAGUCAGAUUCUCUGAAGCUGACAGCUGCAGGGGAGAUGAUUUGCAACUAGCAAUGCAAUUUUUCUAUAUCUGCUGAUGUUUACCUUUAAAAUUAUAUAUAAAUAUAUAUUAAAGUGUCUUUGAUUUUUCUUUAA